CCUCAGCGGAGCGGCGUCUCACUGCAGCAGCGGGAAACAGCCGCGUCGCGUCCAGAAUGGAAAUUCCAGCUGUGAUUUUCUUGCUAACAGUCCAGACCUGGCUCACUAGUGGACAGGAGGACAACGAGGUCCUUAAACCCACGGAUACACAGGCCAGGUACCAGAAUCAACAGAUUGAGAGCGCCAGGCUUCUGGAUAUCAACAUCAGACAGAACAUUUCUACUGCAGACCUGACCUCCAGACAAACUGCCAGCCUUGUUACUGAUCUAGUGCCUGUAGGGGGACUCAACUUCUCCUGUGCUGUUGGCUACACUCAGAAAGGGGAUGCAGAGUGUCAGGAUAUUAACGAGUGUGCGCAGGGUGAUGAGGGACCCUGUGGCCACCACAGCAAUUGUACCAACACCCCAGGCUCCUUCGUGUGUAGCUGCAUUCGUGGGUAUUUGAUGAGUUCCAGUGGUUGCCAAGAUAUAGAUGAGUGUGCAUUAGCUGCAGUGACUGGUCUACAGGCGUGUGGGCGAAGAACAGUAUGUAAAAACAGCCCCGGUUCCUUCACCUGCCACUGUCCUGCUGGAUUUGUCCGCGGAUUCGAUGGAUACAACUGUGUUGAUGUUGAUGAGUGUACUUUUGAAGAGAGCUGCAGAAGGGAGCUUGGGAACGUCUGCGUGAACACGGAGGGAAGCUACAAAUGUGUGUGUCAGCCUGGAUUCAAGGAGUACCAAGCAGCCUGCAUAGAUGUUGAUGAAUGUGUUGAGCUAGAUGGGGUGUGUACUAAUCGAGGGGAAUGUGAGAACACAUUUGGGAGUUACAAGUGCGUCUGUUCUCUUGGGUACCGUGGCAACGGAACCCACUGCACAGAUGUGAACGAGUGCGUCUCAGGGCUUCAUAACUGCCACGUGAACGCCCGCUGUGGAAAUGUGAUGGGUUCGUACUUCUGCCAGUGCCAUCAAGGCUACAGUGGAGAUGGUCACUCCUGCUACGAUAUAGACGAGUGUGCCCUAAGAGGCGACCUCUGUCAGCAUAACUGUGCCAACUUACCAGGAGGGUACAGCUGCCUAUGCCACGCAGGAUACACACUGGCAAAUGAUAUGCACAACUGUACAGAUGUAGAUGAGUGUGGGAGUGGCAAUGUGACAUGUGAGCAGCUUUGCACCAACACACCAGGCUCCUUCCUGUGCUCCUGUCGUGCAGGAUAUCAGUUGCACAUCGAUAGACAUCGCUGUGUCGACAUAGAUGAGUGUAAACUGCAGAACGGUGGCUGUUCUCAUACCUGCACCAACACACCAGGUGGACAUGUAUGCCACUGCCCUCCUCCACUCCUGCUGGACCACCUCAACACCACCUGCGUCAACAUCACUUCGUGCGCCUUGCGGAACGCCGGCUGUGAUCAAUUAUGUUCCCUGGGAUCCGAGGGACGUGUUAAGUGUAGCUGCAGAGAGGGUUGGGAGCUGGGAACAGACCAGAGAACGUGUCUCGACAUCGAUGAGUGUGCGAUGUUUAAUGGGGGUUGUGAGCAAGUGUGCGCGAAUCAGGCCGGCAGCUUUAACUGUACCUGCAAGCCUGGGUUCGAACCUCGCACAGAUGACCCUACAAAAUGCAGACCGGUGUGUGAACCUGCAUGCCAGAAUUACGGCGUGUGUGUCGCACCUAAUUCCUGUGACUGCCCCGCUGGUUAUCCAGGGCCUGGUUGCUCAGCAAUGUGCUCACCACCUUGUGCUCAUGGCGGGACCUGCAUGCGCUGGAACACUUGUCUGUGUCGUCCUGGCUGGACUGGAGAGGGUUGCCAUACAGCUGUGUGCGAGCUGCCGUGUGGAAACGGUGGUCGGUGUGUGGCUCCGAACGUCUGCCAGUGUGCUUCUGAUUAUACUGGCCUGCAGUGUCUGACUCCUCUGUGUAGUCCUCCUUGUUUGAAUGGCGGGAGGUGUGUAGAUGUGAACACCUGUAGCUGUGCAGGAGCCUGGCAGGGAGCUCGCUGUCAGAUAGAACCAGUGCUAUGUGUGAAGCCCUGUAACAACGGUGGAGAGUGUGUGGGACUCAACAGGUGUCGAUGCCCCACUGGCUUCACGGGAGGUCUCUGUGAAACAGCUGAGACUAUGCCCUGUGUGCCACCCUGUCAGCAUGGCGGCACCUGCAGCCCACAGAAUACUUGCACCUGCCCAGCAGGGACCAGAGGCCUGCGAUGUGAGAAGCUGACCUGUCCAGUGGUGACCACGGUAGUCAGCAUGGCUCGAGCGGUGCGCAAAGGUUUUAAAGAAAGUUACGUAGAUCGGUGCGGACCUUUGGGGGUUUUGCUCUGCACCAAGUACAGAAUAAAUCAAGCACGUGUGUAUCUACAGGCAUACAGAGUGGGAUACAAGAUCCAGUGUCCGAGUAAAAUGGGAGUAUGACCCUAAAAACGCAAAAUACAUACAGUACACGGUCGUACCACCUUUCCUGUAUUACAUUCCUACAAUGUUUUUUUUGUUUUUUUUUUGUAUGAACAUAAACAUCUUUAGUACAUCGUCGAACAAGGUUAGAUUUUCACACACUUUUUUUUUUUUUUGUCAUUUUGCUGUAAUUAAUGUGCUUUAAUAUCAUUUACAUGCUCAUCAUAAGUGCAUUCACAAAGCUCUCCAACUUGAGAGUGUAUCAGCUGUGUUUCACUGUUUCGUCUCUUACAAAGUGACAGUUAUAUAGUAUUAGCUACAAUUAUCUACUUGAAUAUUGCUGGACUGCAUUGGAGAUUCUGGUGCUCAGAUGUGUAGACCAUCAGCUGUUUAUCAGCAUACUGAUCCAGAAACUGCUUGCCUGCUUCCCAUGAGUCAUGGGAAUUUGCCUACUCAGAAUCCUGCUACCUCAGAGUGCCUGCUGUAGCAACAAUAGUAGACUGGAUACAGAACUGGAGCAUGUGUUUCCCCCUUCAUUCUCUCUUUCCCUGGCACAAACCCAGUGCAUCGAAUCAUUAUUCACCUUCUGCCCUCAGCUCACAGGCCGACCGCUAAUAAUUCCAGUCACUGAGCUGUAUUCAGCACAAGCUGCCAUGUUCUUUAGUUAAUCUGGCUAGUGCUUAAAUCUUAUUGAGUUCUAGGUCAGCCACAAGCAGUGUGCCAAAUUCUCAGAAAAUCCCUGUGCCAAAGGCAAACCAUCUCUGAACCCAACCUAAUCAGGUCAGUAGCUGCAAACGAUUUGAACCAAGGGUUCAAAAAGCUCAAUAAAUGUUUCAAUUUUGUGAAUGGCAUAACAUCAGGCACUUGGAGCGUCACUGGGCCCAAUGGAAGUCAGUUAUACUGGGCCCCCCUAAGCUUCCACAAAGCGAAGUUUUUUUUAAGGGCCCCACUGUCAUUCAAGGGCCCCUGAAAUCAUCCUUACUUAGACCCCACUUUAUGGCACCCAUGCCAGACCCCUGCCAGCUUGGUCAUUUUAGGACUAAAGCCACAUAUUUAUUACUCAUUAGCUUCUAUAAAACUCUCCUGUUAAGUCAAGGUACAAGCCCAACUACCUUUAUCCAAGAGAUUCUUCCAAGCAGGGCAGGGAGUUGAUUGAAGCUUUGCUUUUAAUAGCCUGAGAGCACAGAAAAUCGGUCUGGUUUAAGCCACGUUUAACUGGCACACUCCACGCUACCAGAAGCAGGUUAAACAAAGCAAUGAAGUCCUAGACUUUGGAUUGAUACAAGAAGUCAAUGAAACAAUUUGAUUCAGAAAUACCACCCCAAUAGGUUUCCAAGGGCUUAAGCAAUGCUCUGAUGUCUUCUGAAAGUUUGUGUUGUCAGAACCAUAGCAUAUGAAAUCACACACUCAAGGUUCUGGGUGAUGACAGGUCCACUAUGGGUCGGGGCUUCAGAAGAAUUCAACGGAGUGUAUUAAUACGAGGUAGGAACCGGCAGAGGUGAAUGUCUUUAGAGUAGAUAAACAUGCCUCUGGGACUUUGUGCAUCAUGUUUCCACCUCCUUUAGUGAAAACACAAAGAACUCAGUAAGUGAACCAAAGGUGUUAGACUUUGCUCAAGGCAGGUAGUACGAGUGGCAUCAACUUCAUAAACAUAUUCUUAGUAGUUUUAGCUAGUAUCAUGUGUUACUCUUCUGUGUGACAUACAUGAUCAUAAUAAAUUAGCAGUUUUGGGUGUUUGUGUCUUUUUUUUU
Molecule: messenger RNA, 4114 nt
Organism: Clarias gariepinus (North African catfish)
Lineage: Eukaryota; Metazoa; Chordata; Actinopteri; Siluriformes; Clariidae
Product: fibrillin-3
Exons: 22
Coding region: 57-2384 (775 amino acids)
Molecular function (GO): calcium ion binding
Source: RefSeq, a predicted model, not a curated record